Molecule: messenger RNA, 1650 nt
Organism: Cylindrotheca closterium
Lineage: Eukaryota; Bacillariophyta; Bacillariophyceae; Bacillariales; Bacillariaceae
Source: the annotation of a GenBank genome assembly
AUGGGAGCUUUGGCAGGUAGACAUUCUGGAACGGUUCUGCCAGUGGCAUCUGUCGUCGGAAAAUUGAUUGACGCUGCUGGCAAGGCAAGGUGUGCAGUCGCCAACGAAGUCCUUCACGACACGAGUCCAAACCAGCAUGAAUCCUUACUCCCACCGGCGCAAAUACGUAAUGCGGGCAAUGCAGUUGAUGAUUGCCCAUCUGACGCGAAGACGACUCGCGGGGACUUUGGAACCCAAUGUUGUGUGUUUGGUUCGGGAAAAGAAAAGCACACGCUCCCAUUAUUCUUUGAUGGAUUGAAGUGCUACUAUCGAAUGGAGGCCAUCACCAAUGACGAACUUACAUCUUUGCCAAGAAUUGUUCUCACUGGCGAUGCGGAAUACGAGCCGACUAGCCGGACUACAACUCGCCGAAUGAACACGGACAAAAUUGAUUGGAAACGGACCAUGGCUUUUCCCCCUGAUGAUGUCUUGAAACAUACUCUUGAAGCGACCACUCAACUAAUACCUGUUGUUGAGGCAGAGAGCCGUGAAAUAAUGAGAGACCACUUGAAGUCAAGACUAUCUUGCCUCCGCUACCACAGACGGCGAGAUCGAGACUAUUUGGAUACGUUCAAGGCAAAUGUAAAAUCGGUCCGCGGAUUUCAAUACUUCAACCUAUUUUGUGGUGAGAAAUCUGGCUACGACCACCCGGUUCUGAUGCAGCGCAAGAGUGAAUCUCCGGAAACGCUUGAUGCCCACUUUGAACAUUGUGGAACCCCACAUACUUUGAAGUCUGACAAUGCAAAAGAAUUCAAGUCCAAGCACUUCAAACGCAAACUUCGCAAAGCACAAGUCGAGGCCAAAUACACUGAACCCAAGCACCCUCAGCAGAACCUUGCCGAACUGAGAGGAGGCAGACUAAAACAUGUGGUUCAACAUAUUUUGCUAUUGACUGGCGCCCCUGCCGAAUAUUGGUGUUAUUGUUUGGAAUAUGUUGCUUUUGUGAAAGCACGAACGUCAAAGAGAGUUCUGAACAACAGAACGUCAUGGGAAGCUGAGUUUGGCGCAGUUCCCGACAUUAGCAAGUGUCGAUUCUCUUUUUGGCAACCUGUCUGGUUUUAUACUCCUCACGGAGCGUUCCCACGACAGAGAAUGAUGAAAGCGCGUUUCCUCGGCUUCAGUCCUGACUCUGGUGAUGCAUUUACAUAUGUUAUUGUCACUGAACCCGAUGAUGAGAAAGCUCAUCGCCAAAUUUUUACCCGCUCUGUCAUUCGACCACGAUACCCGCGAGAAGACGCCCCAAUCGUGUUCAAGCAAGGAAAAAGCCUUGAGAUUUACAAAAGGGAUGAGCGCACCAUAUUGACUGCCGUUAGUGACUCUGAUUUCCCGCCUGCUCUUUCCGACAGGGCGCACAAUCCACUUCCGACAAUUCAAGAGGAGCCUCAACCAUUGGACAGUGUAGAGGAGUAUGAACAAGGUAUUGAAGAAGUGCAUGGACCCCGGCUUCAAAACGACUUUGUAACGAUCCUACGUCCGACAAAGUUCUACUGCGUACUGAUCAAGAGGAGCUUCAGCCGCUCUCUGCCCAGGACCCACCAAGAGGUCCUUCCAUUUCGACUGCUGAAGUUGAGCUACCCACCGAACUGUACCCCCAAGAUCAAGAAAUGUUAG